Messenger RNA from Ostreococcus lucimarinus CCE9901, 2430 nucleotides. RefSeq lists its product with no specific name. The transcript has a single exon. Gene Ontology annotation, molecular function: phosphatidylinositol binding; GTPase activator activity. NCBI's taxonomy places the organism in Eukaryota, Viridiplantae, Chlorophyta, Mamiellophyceae, Mamiellales, Bathycoccaceae. The record is from RefSeq and is a predicted model, not a curated record. Gene Ontology annotation, biological process: activation of GTPase activity. Bases 1 to 2409 code for a protein of 802 amino acids.
AUGUCGCCGGUGCGAGCGUCGACGAAGCUGGCGACGCGGGCGCGGUACGCGGCGAUCGACGAGGACGCGGGCGAGGAGGACGCGGCGAGCUUCGUCGACGCGGAUGAUCGAAUGCCGUUCGGUCGCGCGAGUGAUUUCCCGCCGUCUUACGGCGAGGCGAAGGCGUUGAAACGCGUUGAGGGCGAGGCGUCGGUGAGCGGGGAGCCGUCGAGCGAGGAGGAGGAUCUCGAGGCGGCGACGCCGAGGGACGAACUCGGAUUUGAAGUUCCGGAGAGUCUGCGGGAGACGCACGAGGCGCGACGCGCGGUGCGCGCGGAUCACAGGAUUCGACAGAUGGAAUAUUUAGAGGUGUAUCGGAACGUACCGGAGAAGCAGAGGGGCGUGGGCGGAGACGCGUGUUUGGCGCUCGCGGUGAAUGGAAUUCAUCCGGACCACCGCGCGGAGAUUUGGGCGGAAAAGCUCAAGGCGCAUGUGAAGCAGUACUCGAGUUCGCAUUCGUUUUAUCAGUACUUGGAACUCGGGCAGGCGUCGUUGAGCGACGCCGAGCGAGAGCUCAUCGAGGGUGACGUGCGCGCGGCGUGCCCGACGCAUCCACUGCUUCGCUCGGAUGUCGCGGAAUCGACGUCCAGAUCGACGUCUUCGUCUUUCACGCACGCGUUCGCGAACACGGCGAGCGAGGGGUUCGUGCUCGGUGGAAAGGGCGUCGCAUUUCAAGAUUUCCCUAGGACGCUGAUAAACAUAUUGAUAGCCGCCGCCGAGCGGAGUCCGCACGGGUACUGCUCAGGAUUCGUCGUUCCCGCCGCCGUGAUGCUGUUGCUCACCGAAGACGAAGAGGCGUCGUUUUGGAUGCUCGCUGGGUUCACGGAAGACGUGCUGUCGAGCGUCAUCUCGCGCUCGUGCAUAAAUCUGUACGCCGAAGCCAAGUACAUCGACUUGGACGUCAUGCUCCACGAACCCGAAUUGGCGGCGCAUUUGAACGAAGGCGACUGCCGACCGAGCGUCGUCGUCGCCGGCUUGCUCACGCGCGUGGGCUUGGGCGUUCUUCCCACCGAAAGCGUGCUUCGAUUGUGGGACGCGCUCAUUCUUGAAGGCGGCCAGGUACUGGCACCGUUUAGCAUUUUGGUGAUGAAGGCUGCGAAGGAGCAGCUUCUCGCCGCCGCCGUCGGCGACCUGUGCGAGACGUUUGACGCCGAGGCGGCGCGGAUGCACGACGUCGGCGAUACUUUGAUGGACGCCAUCGUCGCCUCGAGGGAAAUGAGUUCAAAAUUUGACUCAUUGAGCAUAAGAUUGGGCGAACGCGAGGUCACUGCGGAUGUGUUGAACAAUCUCUUCAACUUUAGAGACGUCGUACGUUCGCUCUCAGAGAGCGCCGGCCCGGAGGGCAUCGGGCGACAGGAAAUCAUCACUCGCGAAGAGCUUGAGGAGGUCGUGUGCGCGACGUACUGCCUCGAGCAGUUCACCGACGUGGACACGGCGGUCGACAAAAAGUACCAGAGUCGUGAGUUGCUCAUGGCGUACGAUUUAGCCGUGCGUCACAAAGAAGAGCUCAAGACGAAGGGCUUGCGCUUCGACGAGUUCAUGAAAGUGUUACGCGUCAAGUCGAGCACGUCGAGCAAGCUGAAGAUGCUCGCGGUAAAGGGUGACACCGUGGAAGCGCGGGUGAAGAAUUUCAUCAUCGGUGAGACGAACGACGGUAUGCCUACCGAAAAGUCGGUCAAGUUGGCGCUCUUUGUCGCCAACGGCGUCAUUCCCACGCAGCGCCUGAGCAGCGCGCCGGUGGAGAGCAAGAUUUUGAACGGACUCGCUUCGAGCGAAAAUUGGUACUGCGAGAUGCGCAUGAACGCCCGCGCGGCGUUAAUUCUCGCAAAUUUCGCCAUUCCGCUCUUCAUAACCGAAGACGCCGUCCCGAGCAUGGAACGCGACGACGCGAGCGACUCGAAAGACGCCUUUGACGUCUCGAUCAUCGCGUCCAAAGCGAAAGCGCUGGACGAUUCUCCGCGCGCGUUCGGCGGUCUCGUGCCGCUCGCGCACACCGAGUAUCACAUUCUCGUGCAAACGCGAGAAGGCCCGCCUCGAGUGGUGAAGAAACGCUUCAGCGACUUCAAAUCGCUUCACGAAGAGCUCCGCAAAAGCGGAUGCUACAACGUCACUCGCGUCGCCGAAAACGCCAUCGGCACCGACGCCGCGCUGAGCGUCGACCCACACGUCGUCGCCUCACGUUCGGUGAGCUUACAGCGAUAUCUCGAUCAACUCAACGCGUGCGGCUUACCGAAAGUCCAUCGCUUUUUGCGCGCGUUUCUCGGUUUGGACGAGCCCAAAUCCCGAGUCUCGCGUCUGCGUUCGCUCUGCGCCGCGUGUUCGCCCGCGCGCAUCGUCUGCGGUUUCACCGCUCGCGCGCGACGACGAUAAUGUACAACACUCUGCAUCAAU